GCAGUUGGUGCGAAACAGUGCCAAAUUUUAGAUUUUAUGGGAAUUUUGGUUUUGUUCUGUAUUUUUCUGGUUUGAAACCAAUGUUAAGACUUGAAUAUUUUAGGCUUCGAUAAAAACAACCAUGUCGCACAAUUAUCCCAUUUAUAUGGUGAUUCAACAAAUACCGCACAAGGUAACAGAAGAAGAAAUCAGGAUUUUCGUGAACAGUAUAUUGCAAUGCAAAGUCGUAUGUUUAGGUUUUGAUCCUAAAUGCACUAUUAAGGGGAAACGGUUUUAUUUCCUUAAACCGAAAACUAAAUCAGUACCCGAGGUCAUAAACACAAUGAAAUUGAAAUUUGUGGGUGGGCAAAGGAUUACAGUAUACCAGUACAAAGAUUAUAAAAAUAUAAAAUUGCUCUUUGGCAAGGAGCUUUCUAGGCUCCAAUACCUAAAUACCGGCCGUGUAUGGGUCAACAAAAAAAGUCAACAGGAAAUUAUGCAAAAUGCGGCCCAACCUCCUCAUGCUCAACAAAGCAACGAAAAACCUCACACGAUCACGAAGACAUGUCAAGCUCUCUUCAUUGAGAUAUUCGAUAGAUACCCCCAGCUGGACGACAUCAACACGAACACCAACAAUCUCUUCGGGUACGAACUUGUGAGGUUGCUAACAAACCGACUCAACAACACAGUGGGCGAUAAUUCGUUCGGUUUGAAAGAGGACAUAGAGAAAUACCGUGCUAUGUACCCACACGAAACUGACUAUGCGUUAGUGGAGGCAGCAUAUAAGAAGUGUGCGGACACACCCUUGCCUUCAGAAGAUGAGUUGGCAGUGGAAAAUAUGACCUUGGAUGAUAGUCUUACGCUGAAAUUGUCGGAUACGAAAUUGGAAAAUGCGUCCACCUACUAUAGAAACCAGCUGAUUGUGCACUUAAACAAACAAAUUACACUUUUGGACGAGCGCGUGAGUGAGGGAGCUACAGAGGAAGAGAAAGCCAGAGCAUUAGUUAGACAUCACCUCAAAGCAGUCAAAAGUGACAUGGGAGCGACAGUGAAAACUUGGAUGACAAAAUUUUUAAAAUUCCACCAACACGUUUUUGUUCGCGUUUACGGUAUACCCCGUCUGCCGGCCGUCAAGAGUCUGAAGAUGUUGGUGAGGUCUCGCAGCGGGACUGCCAAGCAGAAGAACCAUACUAGCUACCUCUCGUUCUACAUGCACAGGGACACGGUGGAUCAGGUGCUGGCUAUGUCGGGGAACACUUUGGACGGCUGCACUCUCCUUGUCCGCGUCCAGCACCGGGCGCGAGCCGUACGGCUCGCCCGACACUUCCGCGCCGUCACCGACAUGCUGCGAGCUGCCGACACCGCCGACACCGAACAGUGGGAGGAUCUGUAGUGCGGUUCCCGCGGAAUGCUGACGGCUGCACGAUCCUCGUCCGCGUCCAGCACCGGGCGCGCGUGGUGCGGCUCGCCCGACACUUCCGCGCCGUCACCGACAUGCUGCGAGCUGCCGACACCGAGCAGUGGGAGGAUCUGUAGUGC
Aricia agestis (brown argus) is the source of this 1518-nucleotide messenger RNA. RefSeq lists its product as uncharacterized. Lineage: Eukaryota; Metazoa; Arthropoda; Insecta; Lepidoptera; Lycaenidae. The transcript is spliced from 12 exons. Bases 122 to 1372 code for a protein of 416 amino acids. The record is from RefSeq and is a predicted model, not a curated record.